Messenger RNA from Ciona intestinalis (vase tunicate), 1454 nucleotides. The record is from RefSeq and is a predicted model, not a curated record. Lineage: Eukaryota; Metazoa; Chordata; Ascidiacea; Phlebobranchia; Cionidae.
UUAUCAACUUUUAAAGUUUAGGUUAAAAUUAUGGGUUUUAAUUUAUAGUUUUGUAUGUUUAGGUAAUAAGCUCAAAGCAGAAGAAACAUAUACGAGGCUAUAACCAUGCUUAGAUCGUUGUCGUUUCUUAUUCUGCUCCAUUUCUGCAAAGAGACUUGUUUUGGAUUCCGUAUUCUAUUCAGCAGUCAGAGUUUCAAAAGCAACGACACUUUUCAAAACCUUUGUGACACUAAAUGUGUAUGCGGUCGAUACAGCCAUCCAGGGCAAGCUAACUUCGAUAUACAGUAUGGAAAAUUCAACGCUAACUUUUCACCUGUUCCCAUUGCAUCGUAUAUAACCGGAGAUUUGGUGCUUGGGUACCCGGCAUAUGGAAUGCUAUGCGUUGGACAUACAUUGAAAAGAUUUCCACAGGAUCCAGGCACAAACGCAUCUUUCAACCAAUUCCUACUCAAAAUGUCGGUCCUUGUUCUUCGACAAGGAAACAUCGCUAGCCUACGUCAAAGUGACGUCAUGCUGUUACGUCAUCACCUGGAAUAUCUGGAUUUAUCAAGAAACAGAAUUGAAUUUAUUGAAGGGGACACUUUCGAUAAAUUUAACGCGUUACAGGUUGUCGAUUUGAGGUUUAAUCAACUGACAACGUUGGGCGGAUCAGAGCCAAUACCCACAAUGCCAUUUCCCAGCACCGGAAAUGACAUAGAAUUUACUGGAACUGGAAAUUCAAGCUUGUCACGACCCACGUUUAAACUAAGGGGAAACCCACUUGUUUGCUCUUGUAAACUGGUGACAACGAUUCAUAGUUACGUCACAAUGUCUUCUGAUGACGGUGCCGGGUGUUUUGAGAUAGAUGAGGAAAAUAGACGGCGAUUUAUCCCAUUAGGAUCUUGCUUGAUGGACAAAGUAAUUGAGAAUUUGUGCACGACGAACCAAGAAACGGCACAGAACAACCCAAAUCACAUAGAAGACCUUUCAACUCAGUAUGGCGGAUCUCAACACGACUACCAGCAUAAGGACGCAUCGGACCGUGACUUGAGGGGAAUGACCGAAGAGGAGAAACACCUGUCCAUGGAUUAUAGACUGAACAUUACUCCGCCAGAUGAUACAGACCACGACCAUAGGGUUGUAAAGAAAGAAGUGAGAGUAGACAUACCAUUGUUUUUAACAAUGUCGGUGUGGUUUAUGAUGGUGUAUUUCGGCAUAAUAAGGUUUAUAAGGUCGAAUGAAAUGGACCAUGAUUCGCCAAUACCGAUGCCCAAGCCUAUACCGAAAAGUUAUACGCAGCUAAAUAAUAUAGGUUGAAUCGUAGAGGUGUAAUAGGUUGGGGUAAGAUGGUUUACUGUAGAGUAUAGGUUGGGGCAAAAUGGUCGGUGUUUUAUUCUUUUUCACUGUUAAGUCGAUAGUAAACAAAUAAUAUUUAAAGAAUUAUAUAACCGUACCCUCACAAAUUUAAAAUGGUG